AUGUUGUGGUUUAGAGGGGGUUGUGGUGCUGCAACCCAUGAAACUAACCCAUGGCUUCCACUUGUCACCAUCGCCGAUUCUCCGAUCUACCAUAGCUCACCACCACCUCCACCGAGGAAUUCCCGAAUCCAUGACUGAGGUUGGCAUGGAAUCCAGUUUGGCAUGCAGUUGUUUUUGUUCAGCUUGAGAACAAAAUUCCUCGGAUCACAGUUGCAGACAAGUUAUUUGCUUUCAAGGCAAUCAAGGCCUUUCCACCCCCACACACGCACACACGGUGCCUCGGGAAUGGAUCCAUGUGCUUUGAAUCUUCUUCGCUCCUCCGCAGCUCUCGUGCGCCUCUCAAUUCCUGCAACAAUUCCACAACUGGGUUGUUGGGUUUCGAUUCCAUUUUGAUCGAAUUAGGGUUUUGGAAUUCGGUUUCGCUCAGUUUUGUAGCUUGUAGGUGGGCGUUUCUGAUUUCUGGCAAAGGUGUCGGUGGAUGGAGUGGGUGGGUCCCGAAUUCGGUGGCAGUUGUUGACAGGUUGGGGGUGGAAUUAGAGUUUAGGUGUGCUGUCUGCUUGGAGUAAGGGUGAUCGUGAACGUAUUGCUCAGCAGGAGCUGUCGCAAGUGGUGGAUACAAGCUCUCUUUUUAAUUGAGCCGACAAUACAGGCUUUGCGAGAUUUUUUGAUUGGUGGUCAGUGCUUGGAUUGCUCAGCCGCAGAGAGGGUGUAGUUAGUGUUGUGUGGGUGGAGUUUGAAAGAGUGCAAGGAUUGCCCUGAAGGAGAACCUUGCGAGAAGAUUAUGUCAAGCAGAAGGGAGGCAAUGACGAAGACAUGCUGGGACCUACGAGCUCAUGUGCUAAUCUCUCUGGCGUUAGUUUUGUGUUUAAGCAGUUUCACAGCAUGUGCGGACAAAUUUAGGGUCUCAGAGGAAAGGCAGCGGCAAUUGCAGGAAGAGAAAGGCAGAGUGCAUUGUUCCAGAUCACGGAGUAGGACAGUCCGAGCUAUUGUUUCUGAGUACUUAAUGCCAUUUGUGAAGGACCAAAAGUAUACUUUGCCUAAAACCUGUCGUCUUCAUCCCGACAAUGAUGUCUACCAUGAGCAAGAGGAGAAUAUGAUUGAAUUACGACCUAUGCAGUGGCAGUGUGGGUACUGCAAAAAAAUAUUCCGGAAUCAAGGGUUCCUAGACCUGCAUUUUGAUAACCGCCACUCUGAGAAGCUUGAGCCGAGCUCAAAUAGCUGUUUAGCUGAUGCUUGUGGAGCAUUGCAUUGUGAUUAUUAUAACAGUUUAUCAUCAAAGCCACAGAUACAAGCUACAUGCAAAUUAGCUGUUGUGGAAAAAAAUCGGCAUUCAUGUGAGGUCUUGGCGAACACUUGCUUUCCAGCUGAUCACAGUCCUGCUGCUCAGAGAUUGAACCAUUUCUUCAAACGGCAAUUUUGCGAUGCACACACCUGUAAGAAGAAGUUGAAGAUUUUUCCUAGUGGAAGUGGGAUAAACAGGAACAAAUCUUUGAUCUAUGCAUUAACAUUGUUUACCGUAAUAGUGCUGGCGAUCUUCUACGCAAUCUUGUAUCUAAUAAAGCGGGACACGAACCUGUUAAGGAAGGGCCUGCGGCGAGCUUCAUUUAGACCACCCUGUAAAGUUCAGAAAGAAUGAUUGUGGGGCAGUAAUUUGGUGACUGAAGAGGUUGGUCGCUCACAUGAGCACUUGGCAGACCGAUCCUUCUCAUAGUUCCGUGCUUCUGGCCAGUUACCACACUUGGAACCACAUCCCAUCUUAGACUUUAAUUGGGAUGAACCAAUUUGUACACUAGAAGAAAUGUGGAUAUCUAACCAUGUUUGAGUGUUCAUUCCCACUGGCUAUGUCUCAUAUGAGUUAACUGCAUGUAGAUGUCCUACGUGUUAGCAGCUGCCAUGGAAAUUCAACUGUGCUUCAAGUGG
This is a messenger RNA of Physcomitrium patens, 1920 nucleotides long. RefSeq lists its product as uncharacterized. The record is from RefSeq and is a predicted model, not a curated record. Lineage: Eukaryota; Viridiplantae; Streptophyta; Bryopsida; Funariales; Funariaceae.